GCACAGACCGUACACUGUAUGGUUCAGAUAUGGCGGCUUUCAGUAAAAUACCGCACAGCUGCUACGAAAUCGGUCAUACGUGGGACCCUUCGUGUGUGCAGUCUGCUGUGGAUGUAGCCAGGGGGGCUCUGGAGGUCUCCUUUAAAAUAUACGCCCCUCUGUACCUGAUAGCAGCAGUUCUAAGGAGAAGGAAGAAGGAUUACUAUCUAAAAAGACUUCUCCCAGAGAUCCUGUGGUCUACCUCUUUCCUCACUGCCAAUGGAGGUCUCUACAUUGUUUUCUUUUGCAUUCUCAGGAAACUGCUUGGAGGGUUCUACUCCUGGUCUGCCGGGUUCGGCUCGGCACUGCCUGCGUCCUAUAUGGCCAUCCUGCUGGAGCGCAAGAGCAGGAGAGGGCUGCUGACAAUAUACAUGACAAAUCUUGCCACUGAGACUUUGUUCCGCAUGGCAGUGACACGAGGCAUCAUCAAACCCAUCAAACACGGUGAGGUGCUCUUGUUCUGCACAACUGCAUCACUCUUCAUGUUCUUCUUCAGGAGUAAAGAUGGUCUCAAAGGCUUUGCAUUCUCCGCAUUAAAGUUCAUCAUCGGGAAAGAAGAGAUUCCUACACACUCUGUUUUGGCAGAGCAGGUCUACAUAAGGCCUCCUGAGAGGACAGCUGCUAUAGAGACGGAGGACUCACAGGCGUCAGCAGAAAGGCCGAGCUCCAGGGGCAAAACUCUGAUAGCCUACACCAGGGAACUGAUAGAAUCCUUAUGCAAAAAGGGGCCAAGGCACAGAUGUUGUAAACAUUACGAAGACAACUGCAUUUCCUACUGUGUGAAAGGUUUUGUCAGGAUGUUCAGUGUUGGCUACCUGAUACAGUGUUGUCUUAAAGUGCCUUCAGCGUUUAGGCACAUGUUUACUAAACCAUCACGACUCGCCUCCCUCUUCUACAACAAGGAGAACUUCCAGCUUGGGGCCUUUCUAGGAUCUUUCGUCAGUAUCUACAAGGGAACAAGCUGCUUGCUGCGCUGGCUGCGUAACAUUGAUGAUGAACUCCAUGCACUGAUAGCUGGCUUCUUGGCUGGCAUGUCGAUGUUCUUCUACAAAAGCACAACGAUAUCCAUGUAUCUCUUCUCUAAGCUGGUGGAGACCAUGUACUUCAAAGGCAUUGAGGCCGGACGGUUCCCUUACUUUCCUCAUGCAGACACGGUCAUAUAUGCCAUCUCCACUGCUAUCUGCUUCCAAGCUGCUGUGAUGGAAGUGCAGAACCUCAGGCCUUCAUACUGGAAGUUCCUGCUGCGUCUAACAAAGGGCAGGUUUGCUCUGAUGAACCGACAGUUGCUAGAUGUGUUUGGGACUCAGGCCUCCAGGGACUUUAAAGGCUUUGUGCCCAAACUGGACCCUCGUUUCAUGACAGUGCUUCCACCCGGAGCAGACAUCCAACUGGGUUGACUUGGGAUCAGGCUCUGAGAGGGGCUUUCAGGGUUACCUCAUCAUGAAAUGGACAGUUCGGCUGCUCUUUCUGAGUAAUUCAAGGAUUUUUUUUUUAAAGGUGUUAUAACACCUCACAAGUGGUGGUGAUGUGUUAUAAGAGUGGAUAAGCUUUGGGGGAUGUAAAAGCCUGAGAUCUGUCCAAAGCAGGGCGCCAUGAGAGUCAAGUGUCGUGCUGCACAAGCAUAUUCACUUGCUGGGAUUGCAUUAAUACAGGUAACUGGUAAAAUUAAUGAAAUGUACUAAUACAACUAUUUUGAAGUCCUAAUGAAAUCCUUAACAAUACUAGAUUAAUACUACUAAUAAGAACACCAUCUAAAUGAUUUAUUUAUAUUUUGUCAAGUUGUGGAUUUGCAUUUUACAAGGUGACACUUACUUGUUCAACAAGAUAUGGAUGGUGGUAGUACAGUAGAUAACCUUUGAAUAAACUCUAAAAUUAAAUUAUUGGGGGAAAAAAAGAUUUCACUUUGGCUGCGACAACAUUGUUUUUAUCCUUCAGUCGUGACGUUUCUUCAUUUUGCAAGUUACCUGUAGAUUUGUUCUGGCUGAACUUGGUUUGGUUAUUUCACAACAGAGGGUAAAAACUCGCUAAUCUUAUUGAAACAGGCACAGUGAUACCUGAUUUUCUAAAUGAAGAGGAGAAAGAACUUGUGAACAUGACUCCCUGGUCAUUUCUGAAUGUGUACUCUACCAGUGGGAUCUGAUGACAUAUUUGAUAAUGUAGCCUUAUUAAUGAGAGAUGUAUUCAGAUUGUUGUCUGUGAUGUAAAAGAAAGAUGUUGAAAGCCACCAUUUUAACCAGUUAAUUAAAUUUGAUUUUUUUUCAUGUCAU
Messenger RNA from Plectropomus leopardus (leopard coralgrouper), 2306 nucleotides. It is a transcript of the gene tmem135, whose product is annotated as transmembrane protein 135. The record is from RefSeq and is a predicted model, not a curated record. Lineage: Eukaryota; Metazoa; Chordata; Actinopteri; Perciformes; Serranidae.